AUGUCUUUUUCAAGUAUGAAAUUAAUUUUAAGAACCAUUACAUAUAUAGUUUUGCUAUUACUCCAUUACGACACCUUUAAAAAAUUAUAUAUAAAAAAUAAUUGCCAAAAAAUAUACACAAAAAUAACAUAUAGUAGAUCCUUAGCAGAAUAUGAUACAUUAGUAGUAAUAAAUCAACAGACAGCUAAUAAUAAUUCGUCUUCUAAUUCUAAUAAUAGUAAUAAUGAAACCAAUGAAGGUCUAUCUUUUUUUAAUGAAAUUUUGGGUACGGAACUAGCAUUAUAUAAUUCAAAAUGGAAUGAAUCAAAUAAAAUUGAUAAAAUAUGUACACAUAUUAAAAAAUAUAAAUAUGAUAUAAUAAAUACAGAUUAUAAGAAAGUUUUUACGAAUGAAAAAAAUAUAAUUCAUAAAUAUAUGAAAAAUAUUUUUGAAAACAAAAAUGUAGAUUGUAAAUAUUUUUUUGGAAAAAUAAACAAUUCUUUAGAUAACCUAAAAAAUAAAGUUAUAUAUAUAUUCAGUAAUAAAAAUGUAUUAAUCCCUACAAUAUAUUCAAUCUUAUUUAAAAUAAUUAAUUCUAUAUUUACAAUAAUUACGGGAGCUAUUACAUCAGUAGUUCUUACUCAAUUAUUCUAUUUAAUUAAAAGCCUUUGGUCUGUUAACCCUCUAUUAUCUAUAUUCUUAUUAACAAUAUCUUCAAUAUUUAUUUUUAUGAUUGCUGUCAUUGCACAUGCUUUAAAUUCUUAA
Molecule: messenger RNA, 744 nt
Organism: Plasmodium falciparum 3D7
Lineage: Eukaryota; Apicomplexa; Aconoidasida; Haemosporida; Plasmodiidae
Source: RefSeq, a predicted model, not a curated record